AUGUUUUCAGCCGGUCCAAAUAACCCACGCCAGGGAACUGCUCCACCUGCCGGUGGUCGCAAUCGCCGGGCUCAAGGCCUACGACAAUCACCCCCUCCCACAGCUAGCGCCUCGACCAAUCCUCUUGGCGGGUCGGUACUGGGCGGGGUUCUAUUUGGAAACACUGGCGGGGGAAGGGGCGGUACCGGACACCAGCACCAUCAACGUGAAAGAGACCGUGACCUCACCUCCCAACAGCAGCGCCCCCAGGAGCGAGGUACAGUAGUGGAACUGAGUGAGGAACAAAGGGCUGAGAUUAAUGAAGCUUUCCACCUCUUUGACCUCGAUAAGGACCGCAUGAUCGACUACCACGAACUCAAGGUUGCAAUGAAAGCACUCGGAUUCGACGUUCCUAAACCUGAGCUUCUGCAAAUUCUUCGCGAGCACGGCACCCCCGGUCCUGGACAGCAGGCUCAGCCCGGUGCGCAGCCAAGUAGGCUAUACAUUUCUCAGGAGGCAUUUACUUCCAUCAUGACACAGAAGAUUCUAGAGAGAGACCCACUGGAUGAGAUACUAAGGGCAUUCGACCUAUUUGCCAACGCUGCUGGUGGGGGAACGGGCCAGGAACCGAGGAUAGGAAUCGAGGAUUUGAGGAGGGUAGCGAGGGAGCUUGGGGAAACAUUGGAGGAAGAGGAGUUGAGAGCUAUGAUUGAGGAGUUUGAUAUCGAUAACGACGGGAUGAUUAGCAAGGAGGAAUUCAUUGCUAUCUGCCGAGGCGAAUGA
Molecule: messenger RNA, 762 nt
Organism: Tuber melanosporum (Perigord truffle)
Lineage: Eukaryota; Fungi; Ascomycota; Pezizomycetes; Pezizales; Tuberaceae
Exons: 4
Coding region: 1-762 (253 amino acids)
Biological process (GO): spindle pole body duplication
Cellular component (GO): half bridge of spindle pole body; mitotic spindle pole body
Molecular function (GO): microtubule binding; calcium ion binding
Source: RefSeq, a predicted model, not a curated record